AUGGCUUCCACACCACCUAUCAAUAUCUCGGUCUUCGAUCCACCGGCAGGCACUUCGGCUUUGACGCCUCAUCAUUCACAGGCCACUACUCCGACGAGUAUACCAAUUAAUACGCUAUCUUUACAUGAAUACCGCAAGCAGCAGCGUUCUCCAGACAUUUUGCAAUACACCAAUGGACCAAGCUUGAAACGCAAGCCUGGUACGCCUCAACUCAAUCCGGAUAGACCACCAUCAAAUCCUCGGCCGAUGUUUGUCACCGUGAUUCAGCAUCACGCAAAGCAGAAUGCCGUGCCAUACGAGCGGGAGCAGAAAUUACGAAAGAAAGCAGGUCAGGGACAGCUAAAGAAGGCUCCAAGCCGUCUUGGAGAGAGAUUGCCGCAUGCCCCUAUCAUUCCUGAAUUCGAGCAUCUAGCCCCGUCACGCUAUCAUACACCGAACAUUUCACAUUUACCAUCGGAGCGGCCUCUACGAGAUAUUGGUGAUUCGCGAUUCAACACCAUACCCAUGCCAGACCUAUCUCCAUCGAUCUCAUCGUUGUCAUUCCGGACUGCGGAGCCUUAUGCCAACCUAUCUACUCAAAAUAUCGCAUCAAGCCAAGAUCCAUUUUCUAGCACCGCAGAUUUCGACAAGGAGAAUGUACCGACUAUGGAGUCAAACCUCUAUACUACUUUCGCCGAUCAUACUCGAUCGGUUCCAUCAUCUUCAUUUCACAUUCAUGAACAUUUUCCCCCACUACCCAGUCAAUCAGCGCCUGGAAAUACACGCUCUUUCGCCAAUCCAAUAUCUCGUGGGGAUCCACAAGCAGAAAAUCGUGAACGGUACGUUCCGUACAGCGAUGUGGAUCUUUUUGCCAGUCCAUCGUUUGCACCAUGUACCUUAUCUGGCCUCGCACAGUCUGUUGGAGCAAAUGCCCUCCAGCCAGCUUUCGCAUUCGCAGACCGUGAGAGGCCAUUGAACCAGCAACCCAGCCUGGACGAACGAAGGGAAUUUCUUCAACUUCCACGGAGAUUGAACUAUCAAAAUGGCCAUCCUCGCCAUAGUCCCUUCUCAUAUAAUGGGGUGGACGGAGACAAAUCAAAUCCCAGAACGUCUUACCAACUAAAGGUGCCAGACACUGGUGACAAUUCAUCCUUUGUCUUUCCGCCUACUGAGAGGGACCAGCACUCACCCACGCCACAAAAACAGACCCACGCUCGUAAGCCUUCGGGCUCCCUGGAACAUGUGCUGAGACACAGGAGAGAUUUGAGCGAUCGCUACCCCAUACUACAGCCUAUAAAACCUAAGAUAGUAGACAUCAAACCACAAUCACCAAAGUCGAGGCUUGCUCCCAUCUUGCCUCCAGUCGAAGCGAUGCCUAGAGGGCCCAAGUCACCCGCUGCGACCACGAGAAUCGAUGCAAGCAAACCUGAAUUCUCGCGUAGUCAACCCAACUUGACGCAAGAUUCGUCUUUUCUUUCAGUGUCUCCAAUCCCGCGGACUAGAAGUGCGCAAGCCUUGAAGCCUUACGACGGACCGUUACAGAGCCGAUUUUCGGAUUUUCGAACAUCCAGCGCGUCAGGAGAUGAAGACUUCCGGUGGCCUGAUCCACCGGCAUACUCCUUAUCAUCUUACCUUGCAUCUUCAUCAACUAAAUCGACAUCGCCCAAAUCAGGGUGGACGUCGCACGGGCGCUUUGAUAGCCACCAGUCAACAACCAUCCAAGGGGACUUUGACAGCUUCUACGGGCUCUAUGCGAGGUCAAGUAGACAAACAUCUGCAUCUUUUCACUCGCGCAAACGUCUGCCUCGACCAGACGAUGCUCGCACUACAUCUUCCAUCUCCUCGAGCAGGCCUUCGAUAGUUCAGGUUCACUACGAUGGCGUGUCAUUCGAUCUUCUGAACCCACAUAAUAGCUUAGAUGUUUCGGUUUUCAAAGACGAAUCCGAUGACGAGAUUGCCGAAGACGACCUUGGUAAGCAAAAACGGGCGCAGGCCAAAGGACAACCAGUUAUAGACGAGACUGGCAGUGUCAAACCUCCAAUACCUCCAAAGUCGCCAUCACGUCAGGCCUCGACGGCUGCAGCUUCAAAGGCCCCUCUUGACCGUGCCACGACUGCUGAGCGCAACGCGCUCAAGGACUUCAAAUUCCCGUCCUCGCCAUUCCCUCUCCCCAGCGACACCACAAGCACCAACGCCGACGCCUUCCAUGACACGUCAUCCAUCCUCGAUCGCUACGCCGGCCCCUCGGUGCCGCUCCCACCCAUCCCCGCCCGAUUUCGUAUCGAACGCACGCUCACCACUCCUCUCACUCUGCCCGGUCCCACAGACAUCUCCUCCCCGUCUGCAAGCUACGGCGACACCAGAGAUCUCCUAAACGUAAGCGCCGCGCUUCUCAAGCCCCUCUCAAAAAGCUCGCUCCGCAUCCAACCGCCCCCGUCCCUCCACCGCACCCACGAUCCCGAGAAACAGGCAUUUGGCGCCGGCGAGGAGUUCGAUGAGGUUGAAUUGACGGCUCCGGCGCCAGUCGCGAAGCCGGGGAAGAGGAGUGUGCAGAGCCCGUUUCGCGAAUGGGUGGCGAGUGCGACUCGGAAAGAGGACAAGGUUGGAUGGAGGCGGUUCAGUGUAGAGGCGCAGUUGAGGGUUGAUGGCAGGGAAAGGGGCAGAGGGCAGAAGGAGUGGAUUGUCAGGGCGGGUGAGUGUGUGGGCAGGGGCUGGAUUAUCUUUGUGGUUGUCUGUCUUGUGGGUGCGGUUGGCAUUGGCGUUGGGGUUGGUGUUUGGAGGGCGCUCGCGGGUAUAUGUAUACUACGCCACAUGAUACCACAUGCCAAGCGGGUUUUGGCAGUGACUUGGAUUCGUGUAAAAGAGGAGAAGGAGAGAGAGAGAGAGACAGAGGGAUAUCGAUUCAAGUAUAGCCAAUGA
Pseudovirgaria hyperparasitica is the source of this 2898-nucleotide messenger RNA. RefSeq lists its product as uncharacterized. Lineage: Eukaryota; Fungi; Ascomycota; Dothideomycetes; Acrospermales; Acrospermaceae. The coding region runs from base 1 to 2898 and encodes 965 amino acids. The record is from RefSeq and is a predicted model, not a curated record. The transcript has 3 exons.